This is a messenger RNA of Callorhinchus milii (elephant shark), 942 nucleotides long. Its product is annotated as TLC domain-containing protein 4-B-like. The coding region runs from base 1 to 780 and encodes 259 amino acids. Lineage: Eukaryota; Metazoa; Chordata; Chondrichthyes; Chimaeriformes; Callorhinchidae. The transcript is spliced from 6 exons. Gene Ontology annotation, cellular component: membrane; endoplasmic reticulum. The record is from RefSeq and is a predicted model, not a curated record. Gene Ontology annotation, biological process: lipid homeostasis.
AUGGAAGCCAGUUACCUGCUGGUGGCCGGCAGCUUCUCUCUGUUCCAGGUGCUGUUCCACAUAGCAAGUCCCCGUCUGUCCGCCUCGCUCAGCCCCGGCUACAAACUCCUCAGCGAGGUCCAGAAAACAGAGUGGAACUCCAGGUGUGUCUCAACACUACACGCGCUGUUGGUCGGAUCGCUGUCUCUGUACAUUCUCUGGUUCGAUGAGGCAGUGAACAGGGACCCAGUAUGGGGUGACCCCAAAUUAGUGAAGGUGAAUAUAGCAAUCGCUUCAGGUUAUCUCAUAAAUGAUUUAGUGCUGCUCCUGUGCCACUGGACGACAAUAGGUGACGGCUUUUUCCUCUGCCACCACUUGGCGGCUCUCUACGCCUACCAGUAUGUGCUGAACCGGGGCCUCCUUCCCUAUUUUGCCAACUUCCGGCUGAUCGCGGAGCUCUCCACUCCGUUUGUCAACCAGAGGUGGUUCUUCGAGGUGUUGGGCUUCCCGCGGACCAAGACGCUGGCGAUGUUGAAUGGAGUGGCCAUGGCCGGCACCUUCUUCCUGGUGAGGAUCGCUGUCAUCCCCUCCUACUACCACAAGGUGGUGGACACGUUUGGGACGGAGGGGUUUGAGCGCCUGGGGCUGGGGCCGCAGUGUGCCUGGCUUACAUCCAGCAUCAGUCUGGACGUGCUGAACGUUAUCUGGAUGUAUAAGAUCGGCAGAGGCUGCUGCAAGAUCCUCCUGCGAUUCCGAUCCCGCAAACCCAGUCGGCUGCUGUUGGCGGAGAAGGUGCAGUAGGAACGAGCCCAGACUCUGCUCCUGGUCACCUGCUCCCAGAGCCCAUUAGACGAUUGAAGCCCAAUCCCUUGUCCAUUUUGUUUUAGGAACUUGCCUUCGAGUGAGGAUUUUGGAAUAGAUCUGAUGUCCGUCCGUUCCCCCUCCCUCUCCCCCACCCCUCCC